Messenger RNA from Colletotrichum paranaense, 444 nucleotides. RefSeq lists its product as uncharacterized. Bases 1 to 444 code for a protein of 147 amino acids. The record is from RefSeq and is a predicted model, not a curated record. The transcript has 2 exons. NCBI's taxonomy places the organism in Eukaryota, Fungi, Ascomycota, Sordariomycetes, Glomerellales, Glomerellaceae.
AUGGUAGGCCAUACAGAUGCAUCUGAAACAUGCUCUUCUCCUCAACUCUCGUCUCGCUCCGCAGUGACACGAGGUGUGCGACGCAAGCCCCCAAAAGCGUCCACCGUUCUCCUCCCCUCCGCCGAGAAUGAUGACAAAGUGGCCCCCAAAAGAGCUCGGGAAGCACAGGCGUCCGCUCUGUUGGCUCAGUUCACCGUAUUUCCCACGUGGUGUUUGGCAAGGGGCCGGCCGACGGGCAACAACCCACCCCUGACGAUCACACCACACCUUGGACACCUUCGAACAGGGAUCUCUUCGAGCGAGCGAGCGAGCCGCUGGCUGCUGCUGAUGUGUACUGCGUACGCCCGGACCUCCCCCAAGCUCAGUUGGUCACACCUGGCCUGGCUGCUGCAAGCUUCUUGCUCAUCAGGCUUUCAGCAGAGACGGGGUGCGAAUUACAGAUAG